UAUGAUCAUGUUUAUGAGUUACAAUCAAUAUUCAAAUUUCAAUGAUAUACAAAUAAUAAAUAUUUUGAAGGAAAAAGGAAGUAUAUUGUAAUGUUUUAAGAUUUUGUAUGAGGUUUACAAACAAUUUUUAGCGAUUCAUACUAAUUGUGUGAACAGUUAAUACGUUCGCUGAAAGUUGUAAACAGAACCCUGUGUUAUAUUUAUUCAUAAUAGAAGCUUUCGAUAAUGGCGGCAUUUGAAGAAAUGGGCGUACUACCCGAAAUCGGGAAAGCUGUCGAAGAGAUGGAUUGGUUAUUACCCACGGAUGUGCAAGCAGAGGCUAUACCGUUAAUAUUAGGAGGUGGUGAUGUUUUAAUGGCUGCAGAAACUGGCAGUGGUAAAACAGGAGCAUUUUGUUUGCCAGUCAUUCAAAUUGUCUGGGAGACUUUGAAACAGUUCAAAUUAGGUGUACAAAUUUCUUCUGUAAAAACUUCUACUCAAUCCGAUCCCUGGAAAUUAAACUUGUGGGAUCGCUCUUCAGCCAUGGCUAUAACACCUGAUGGCUUAAGAUGUCAAUCUAGAGAACAGAAAGAAUGGCAUGGCUGUCGAGCUACAAAAGGUGUGAAAAAUUCUGGUAAAUAUUACUAUGAAGUCACUGUAACCGAUGAAGGUUUAUGCCGAGUUGGUUGGUCAACUUUACAAGGUGUACUAGAUUUAGGCACAGAUAAAUUUGGUUUCGGUUUUGGUGGCACAGGAAGAAAAUCCAAUAACAAACAAUUUGAUGUGUAUGGCGACAGUUUUGGAUUGCAUGAUACUAUUGGUUGUUGGUUAGAUUUAGAUAGUUUAACAAUUGGAUUCAGUAAAAAUGGUACUUAUCUUGGAGAUGCAUUUAAAAUACCUUCAAAUUUGAAAAAUGUUGCAUUUUAUCCCGCAGUUGUUUUAAAAAAUGCUGAAGUAUCAUUUAACUUUGGACUCUCCAAAUUUAAAUUCGAUAUUCCCAAGGACUUCAAUCCUAUAUGUAAAGCCUCAACAGAUGUUGUGGAAAUUUCUCAAUGUAAUGUAUCAAAAGAAGGCGAACAGGCAAAAAAGCCAAAUAAUGCUCCAUUUGCUAUAAUUAUUGAGCCUUCCCGAGAACUUGCUGAACAAACAUGUAAUCAAAUUAAAAAAUUUAAAAAAUAUAUAACAGGUCCAGAAAUUAAAGAUCUCCUUGUUGUUGGUGGUAUUAGUAUUAAAGAGCAAAUAGCAUCUUUAUCAUCAGGUAUUGAUAUUGUAGUUGCUACCCCAGGCCGAUUAGAAGAUAUGAUUUCUGGUGGCCAUUUAUCAUUGACAUACUGUAGAUUUUUCAUUUUGGAUGAAGCUGAUGGUUUACUGAAGCAACGAUAUACACAAUUAAUAGAUAAUAUGCAUAGACAAAUGCCAAAAAUUACACAUGAUGGAAAACGACUUCAGAUGAUUGUCUGUUCUGCUACUUUACACGAUUUUGAAGUUAAGAAAAUGGCUUCUCGUCUUAUGCAUUUUCCCACUUGGGUAGAUCUUAAAGGUGAAGAUGCUAUUCCUGAAACAGUACACCAUGUGGUAGUUACUGUUGAUCCCCAAAAAGACAUUUCUUGGACUAAUUUAAAAGAACAUAUGCCAACCGAUGGUGUACAUAAUGGAGACAAUAUAAGAGCAACCAACACAUCUGAAGCCUUAUCACAAGGAGUGAAAAUUCUUAAAGGUGAAUAUUGUAUCAGAGCUAUUAACAAGCACAAAAUGAAUAAGGCCAUAAUAUUUUGUCGAACCAAACUCGACUGUGACAAUUUAGAAAAAUAUUUUUGCAAAUUAGGUUCUUUUUAUUCUUGUUGUACCCUUCAUGGUUCUAAGAAUGUAAAUGAUCGUAAAGCCAAUUUAGAAAAAUUUAAAAGAGGUGAAAUUAAGUUCUUGAUAUGUACCGAUGUUGCUGCUCGUGGUAUUGAUGUUAAUCAGUUACCUUUUAUGAUUAACAUGACAUUACCAGAUGAUAAAACAAACUAUGUACACAGAAUUGGUCGGGUUGGGCGAGCAGACCGUAUGGGUUUAGCUGUGUCGUUUGUUGCAUCAUUACCAGAAAAAGUAUGGUAUCAUGGAGAUUGGUGUCCAUCAAGAGGUCAGCGAUGUUCAAACACAGACCUAACUAAUAUUAAAGGAUGUUGUAUUUGGUACAAUGAACCUCAGUAUUUAGCUGAAAUCGAGGACCAUUUAAAUAUAACGAUUCAGCAAAUAGGUCUAGAAAUUGAUAUACCAAUGAAUGAAUUUGAUGGAAAAGUCAUAUACGGCCAAAAAAAAGCUAAUGAUGGACCUACUUACAAAAAUCACUAUGAUCAAUUAUUAUCUUCAAUAGAUCAUUUAACAAAAUUGGAAAAUACAGCACAACUUAUGUAUUUGAAACAUUCUCUUAAUGUGAAAUAAUAACAAGAUUCUGUAUAUAAAUUUAUUUUG
Adelges cooleyi (spruce gall adelgid) is the source of this 2436-nucleotide messenger RNA. RefSeq names its product ATP-dependent RNA helicase Ddx1 (gene Ddx1). Lineage: Eukaryota; Metazoa; Arthropoda; Insecta; Hemiptera; Adelgidae. The record is from RefSeq and is a predicted model, not a curated record. Bases 226 to 2406 code for a protein of 726 amino acids. Gene Ontology annotation, molecular function: nucleic acid binding; protein binding; RNA helicase activity. The transcript has 2 exons.